GAUCAAUACCAGAAUAUGACGGAAAUAGAAAUAAAACAGACCAAUGGAUAAGACAAGUAGAACAAUGGUUAACAGGAUAUGGAUUACCAAAAGGAAAUGAACCUAUGCAAAUGGCAGACGGAACAGCAGCACAAAAUCCAUUAGUAAGAGUAAAUAAUGAAGCGGAACCAGGAAUACAAUGGGGAAUAGUCAGACUAAAAAGGAAUUCGGCAAAUGAUAUAGAUAUAAGUAAUUUUGCAGUAAAUCCAGAAAGAGAUGGAAGCGAACUCAUUUUAGCAACAGUAGGAGGAAAUCCUUUGGGUUUAACAAGACAAGCGGGGAGAGUUGGAAGAUUAAAUGCGACAUUUGAUGGACCAGCGAAUGAUUGUUUAAGAGCAAAAAGAAUAAUAGAAAUUAUAGCAACAAGAUUUUCAGGAGAAGUGAAAAUAGCUUGGGAAGAUACUCGAGGAGAUGCAAGGCCUAGAACAUGGGAAGAUCAUAGAUUUAUUGGAGAAGCAGGAUUGAUACCAGCAGCAAUAGGAUUAAAAUCAUGGAUAACUAAUAAUUUCUUAAGCAUAGUAAAUCCAGAAUUAAACUACGCCAAAUUCAUGAACAUAAAAAUGACAUCAGAAUUUGAAACAAUACAAGAAUAUAAUGUAUACUUCAAUAAUCUACAGCGAUUAGCAAAACAAGAAAAUAUGGAAAGAAGAAAUUUAAUUGGACAUUACCUAAGAUCAUUACCAUCAUGGGUAGAAACCAAAUGUAGAAAUUGGUUAGCUACAGAAGAAGCACAAGGAAAAUUCCCAGAAUUAAGAGGAAAUAUAGGAUCAAUUCAAUCGUUUUGCAUUGUAAUUUAUUCACAAAUAGAAAGACGGAAUGGAGAAUUAGGAAUGAGGCUUAAUCAGAAAAGAAAUUACGGAAGAAAAAUUCAAGAAUUAAACGAAGAAGAAAAUGACGAUUACAGCGAAGAAAUCGAAGAAUUACAAGAAAGAAUAGAAGCAUUAAGAAUGAAAGCAACAAUAUUUAAAAACCCAAAAUCUAACAGGGAUACAAUGUCAGGAGAAAUUAUUGAUGGAAAGACGGAAACAUUUUCAUGGCAAAAUAAAGAGUCAAAAAGAUCAAGAGGAUCAUUUAGAGGAAAAUCAAAAGGAAAAAUUUUAGAGGAAGAACCAACUUCAGAGGAAAUAAUAAUAGAACAAGAAAUUCAGGAACAAGGAU
Messenger RNA from Entrophospora candida, 1197 nucleotides. NCBI's taxonomy places the organism in Eukaryota, Fungi, Glomeromycota, Glomeromycetes, Entrophosporales, Entrophosporaceae. The record is from the annotation of a GenBank genome assembly.